Molecule: messenger RNA, 5173 nt
Organism: Aspergillus steynii IBT 23096
Lineage: Eukaryota; Fungi; Ascomycota; Eurotiomycetes; Eurotiales; Aspergillaceae
Product: Sec7-domain-containing protein
Exons: 6
Coding region: 133-4887 (1584 amino acids)
Biological process (GO): regulation of ARF protein signal transduction
Molecular function (GO): guanyl-nucleotide exchange factor activity
Source: RefSeq, a predicted model, not a curated record
CGCUUCGACUCUCCCCGUCGUCUUUACGUCAAGGGCCAUGAUCUGAUCUGGCUCCGUUGUCGGGCUUUCUCUCUUUCCCCUCCCCCAUCCCCUCCCCUGGUCUCUCGCUCUCAUUCAAUUCCUUCUCCCGUCAUGUCGUCCGCCUCCCUUCCUAUCGCCGUCGAUCCCGUCGCUUUGGUGACUACAGAAUGUAUCACCGUCACGUCGGCUAUGCGCAAGCAUGCCCGCUGGGCUCACUCCUCCGUCUCUGCCAUCCUGGGCGGAACCACCGUCUCCCGCGUCUACGAUCGUGAUACCUCCGCUCCUCCGAGUCCCCGCAAUGGCUCGUCGACGUCUCGUUCCGCAUCCCGAACCCCCGCCAUCGACGACGAUCAUGCUCUGGCCAAUCGAUGGGGCCUGAGGGGGAAGAAAGGCAAGAGCAUGCAGGACAACCCCCUCAUCUCGGCCUUCACGCGACUACGGAGUGAUCUGAAAGGCUGCAAAGACAUCCGCACGUUCGAUGCUCCCGCUCUCCUCCAUCCGUUCCUCCAGGUCGUCCGCUCCUCGUCCACCUCCGCCGCCAUCACCUCGCUGGCCUUGGUGGCCCUGACCAAAAUCUUCUCAUAUAACAUCAUCGGCCGGGACUCCCCUCGACUGUCCAUGGCCAUGCAACUCCUUUCCGCCGCCAUCACCCACUGCCGAUUUGAAGCCAGUGACUCCGCCGCCGAUGAAAUCGUCCUGUUGAGGAUUCUGAAGUUGAUGGAAGGCGUCCUGUCUCGCCCGGAGGGGGAUUUGCUUGGCGAUGAGAGCGUGUGUGAAAUGAUGGAAACCGGGUUAAGCAUGUGCUGUCAGGUCCGUCUGUCGGAAGUCCUGAGGAGGUCGGCCGAAAUGGCCAUGGUCAACAUGUGCCAGGUGAUUUUCAUGCGCUUGUCCCACCUCGAGAUUGCAGAGCCCUCCGAGGAGGUCCCCGCGCUUUCGAUUGCAGGAGGCGAUAAGCCGACCAAUUUCAAGAUGGACCCUUCGGUCGACGGAGACACCGUGACCUCGCAACAUCCCUCCGCCAUGGGGUCGGACACUGCCGUCCCGGAGCGAGACCGCGGUAGUAGGGAAGAGUCCCCGGAACAAACCCCCAACGGCAGUGCCGUCGCUGCUCCCCCCAAUCCGCAGGACGACGCUGGGGACGACGCCGCGCCCUACUCUCUGGCUUCGAUCCGGGAACUCUUUCGCGUGCUGAUUGACCUUCUGGAUCCACACAACCGGCAGCACACCGACCCAAUGAGGGUUAUGGCGUUGAGAAUCAUCGACGUGGCGCUAGAGGUUGCGGGGCCGGAUAUUGGCAGACACCCCAGCCUGGCUUCGUUGGCCCAAAACGACCUCUGCCGCCACCUGUUUCAAUUGGUCCGAUCGGAGAACAUGUCUAUCCUGACGGAAUCACUGAGAGUCGCAGGCACUCUGCUGCUAACUUGUCGCUCCGCGCUCAAGCUCCAGCAGGAGCUGUACCUGUCGUAUCUGGUCGCUUGCCUUCAUCCGCGGGUAGAAAUACCCAAGGAACCCGGUAUCAACCCGGCCCUUUACGACGGGGUGCCACAGGCGCCCAAGUUAGUGAAGCCCCCUCCGUCCCAGUCCAAUAGUGGCAGAUCCACGCCCGUUCCCGUGAAAGAUCGGCAGAAGUUGGGGCUGGAAGGAGGUUCCCGGAAACCGGAAACGCGAGAAGCCAUGGUCGAAAGUAUCGGCGUGCUGGCGCGGAUUCCGAGUUUCAUGGUAGAGCUGUUUAUCAACUAUGAUUGCGAUGUGGACCGUGCAGACCUAUGUGAGGACUUGAUCGGACUUCUCUCGCGCAGCGCCUUCCCUGAUUCCGCCACCUGGAGUACGACCAACGUGCCUCCGCUAUGCUUGGACGCUCUGCUUGGCUACAUCCAGUUUGUGUACGAUAGAAUGGAAGACGAGCCUUUGCAGGCGGGCUUUCCUGCGCGGGAGGAUUUGAAGAACCAGCGCAAAACCAAGAAACUCAUUAUCACCGGCGCACAAAAGUUCAACGAGGAUCCGAAGGCCGGUAUCGCCUACCUGGCCUCUCACGGUAUCAUCGAAAACCCCGACGAUCCUGUUCUGGUUGCCAAAUUCCUGAAAGGAACCACCCGGCUGUCCAAGAAAGUUCUGGGCGAGUUCAUCUCCAAGCGAUCCAACGAAGCGCUCCUGGACGCCUUCGUCGAUCUUUUUGACUUUUCGGGGAAGACUGUGGUCGAUGCUCUUCGCGAUCUUCUCGGGGCCUUCCGGUUGCCUGGCGAGUCUCCGCUCAUUGAGCGCAUUGUCACGACGUUCACGGACAAAUUCAUCGAAAAGGCGCAUCCUCCCGGCGUCGCUGACAAAGAUUCUCUGUUCGUGCUAACAUACGGCAUUAUCAUGCUCAACACGGAGCUGUACAACCCUAAUAUCAAAUCCCAGAACCGCAUGUCCUGUAAUGACUUCGCCCGAAACCUCCGGGGUGUAAACGCGGGACAGGAUUUUGCGCCAGAGUUCCUACAGGAGAUCUACGACUCUAUUAAGCAGAACGAGAUCAUUCUGCCGGAUGAGCACGACAACAAGCAUGCUUUCGACUUCGCUUGGCGAGAGCUAUUGUUGAAGUCCUCCUCGGCCGGCGAGCUGGUGGUGGGUGAGACUAACAUCUACGAUGCCGAGAUGUUUGAAGCCACUUGGCGACCAGUGAUCUCAACCCUCUCGUAUGUCUUUAUGUCCGCCUCGGAUGAUGCGGUUUACUCUCGGGUGGUCCAGGGAUUCGACCAGUGCGCUCAAAUCGCUGCCCGGUACAGGCUGACGGAAGCUUUUGACCGAAUUCUCUUCUCCCUAGCUUCCAUUAGCACACUUGCCACCGAUACUCCUCCCAGCACUGCCCUCAACACGGAAGUGCAGGCUGGAAAGAAGAGCGUUAUGGUCAGUGAGCUUGCCGUGAAAUUCGGCAGGGAUUUCAGAGCGCAACUGGCCACGGUGGUUCUCUUCCGAGUUUUGGCAGGCAACGAGUCUGCCGUUCAAAAGAGCUGGACACAUAUCAUCCGCAUCCUCAACAAUCUCUUCAUCAAUUCCCUCACUCCUCCCUUUGAUACCAGCUUGAACUCCGAGCUUGAGAUACCCCCUAUUCCGUUGCACUUGCCGUCGCAAGUUGUGGACCGUGAUGGGCGUGGAAACGAGACGGGAUUACUGUCUGCCUUCACGUCUUAUCUAUCCAGUUAUGCGGCGGAUGAUCCUCCGGAGCCAUCCGACGAGGAACUUGACAACACUUUGUGCACCGUGGACUGCGUUACCGCUUGUUCCAUCAGCGAUAUCUUGACCAAUAUCAAGUCCCUUCCCCUGGAAUCCGUUUCGCUAGUGGUGGAAUCGCUAUUGGCCCAGUUGCCCGAAGAAUCUGCGCCGGCAGUCAUUGUCGUGAAGCCCGAGAGACCGUCUGCCUCGUCGAGGGCAAAUGGUAAAACUGAUGCAAGCCAGUCGAAGUACGAUCCUGGCAUGAUGUAUCUUUUGGAGCUGGCGACCAUCAUCACCCUUCGCGACGAGGAAACAUUGAAGACCCUGGGCGAGCGGCUCUUGACUUCCCUGCAAGCGUUUAUUCGGGAUGCUCGAAACCUGCAUUCGCUGGCCUUGUCGCGAAUCGUUUAUUAUUUGCUGAACCUGCUGCGACUCAGCCAUGAUCAUUCAUUCAUGCGAGUGCCUGUUGUUCUACACGGCAUCUCUGGAUUCGAUCAAGAUAUAUUGGAAAGCGUUGCCAUCCCCACCGUCAAGGGACUCACCCGCUGCAUCUCCCACGGGGGUCUUUUGCGCAAUGAGAUCACCAUUUCCCCUGAUUUCUGGUCAAUCUUGCAAAGACUACACCAGCACAAGGAAGCCGGUCCGUUGGUGUUCGAACUCCUCCAGCACGUUAUUGACUCUUCGCCGCCUAUCAUCACCGCCGACAAUUACGAGUCAGCCGUUGCUCUGGCAAAUGACUUCAUCAGUGCCGGCAGUAUCGGGUCCAUUGACGAAAGGCAAAAGGACGCGGUCUCCCGGCGCUCUAAAGGUGUCAAGCAACCUAGAUCAAGUGAGAAUGAAGUGGUUUCCCGAGCAUUGAAGGCGAUCAGUCUCGUCUAUCAGCUCACCGGACGAGUGCCAACUUUGAUCAAGCAGUCGCAUCUUGAAGACAAUGAAGCCUGGUCGGCCUAUUGGUCUCCUAUUUUCCUUUCAUUGACUGCUCAAUGCAUCAAUCCCUGCCGAGAUAUCCGGCACAAUGCCAUUUCAACCUUGCAGCGCUCGCUUCUCUCUGUCGAGAUGAAUUCCACCGACAGCAAGGAGUGGACUGCCAUCUUCGAUCAAGUGCUGUUCCCACUCGUGCUCCGACUACUGAAACCUGAAGUUUAUCAUUCGGAUCCUGUCGGAAUGAGUGAGACCCGCGUUCAGGCAGCAAUUUUGGUCUGUAAGAUCUUUCUGCGUUAUCUUGAUCAGCUUCCGAACCAAGACGCUAUGCUGGAACUCUGGCUCAAGAUUCUGGAUAUCCUGGAUCGGAUGAUCAACAGUGGCCAAGGCGACAGUUUGGAGGAAGCAAUCCCGGAGAGCCUCAAGAACAUUCUACUGGUUAUGGCCGACGGGGGAUACUUGGUGCCGCCCACUCAAGACGCCACCAAAGAAGCGAUCUGGACCGAAACCAAGAAGCGCCUGGACAGAUUCCUGCCUGACUUAUUCAAAGAGAUCUUCCCCGACGUCUCAGCCGAAAAGUCGCCGGUUUCUGCCGUCGCGUCCCCCGCCCCAUCAUCAGCCACCGAGCCUUCCAACGACGAGAAACCCAAGCAAGACCAGACCCCUGCCGACCCUCCAGCCCCUGCUCCUGAAGCUGAAGCCGAAGCUGAAGCAGGAGACGAAAAGACUGGAGAGCAGCCAAGCGAAUCCUGAAAACCAGAGUAACCCUCCUUCUAGACCAUCUUCUCUUUUACAUCUACCCGUCGGGCAUUUAUAGCGUUGGUAAUCUGGUGUCUUUUGCAACCAAUUAUACAUAACAUGUAAAUAUAAUGAUGCUUUUGUUUCUUUCCAUUGCUUGUUGCUUCUGUCGGAUACAACUAGCGGAUGUAGUCAAUGUUUUUCUUUAUCGCUCUGUUUACACAUGUCUCAGUCAAGUUAGAUUUCCGAUUGGUCUGGUGCUAGCCACCCUUGUUCGUUCUUUCUCCUCACUUGUGGGCAG